Loxodonta africana (African savanna elephant) is the source of this 8887-nucleotide messenger RNA. RefSeq names its product coiled-coil domain containing 93 (gene CCDC93). The record is from RefSeq and is a predicted model, not a curated record. The coding region runs from base 129 to 2024 and encodes 631 amino acids. The transcript is spliced from 24 exons. NCBI's taxonomy places the organism in Eukaryota, Metazoa, Chordata, Mammalia, Proboscidea, Elephantidae. Gene Ontology annotation, biological process: Golgi to plasma membrane transport.
GGCCCGCGGCGACUGAGGAAGUUUCCGCUUUGCGCUCCACCCCGGUAGCAGGUCGGCGACUGGGGACGGCUUCCUCUGGUGAACCUUCUGCGGGCCUUGCUCCCGCCGUUUGCCAGCCCGGCCCGAUCAUGGGGUUUCCCAAGGGGCCGGAGGGCCGGGGUCUCCCGGAGGUGGAAACACGAGAAGAUGAAGAACAAAAUGUCAAGUUGACUGAAAUUUUGGAGCUCUUGGUUGCAGCUGGAUAUUUCAGGGCACGAAUUAAAGGCUUGUCCCCUUUUGACAAGGUAGUGGGAGGGAUGACGUGGUGCAUCACCACUUGCAGCUUUGACGUAGAUGUUGAUCUGCUGUUUCAGGAAAACUCAACAAUAGGUCAAAAAAUAGCUCUCUCAGAAAAAAUUGUCUCAGUCCUGCCAAGGAUGAAAUGCCCACACCAGCUGGAGCCCCACCAGAUCCAGGGCAUGGACUUUAUUCACAUAUUUCCUGUUGUUCAGUGGCUGGUGAAGCGAGCCAUAGAAACAAGAGAAGAGAUGGGUGACUACAUCCGCUCCUACUCCAUAUCCCAGUUCCAGAAAACCUACAGUCUCCCAGAGGAUGAUGACUUCAUAAAGAGGAAAGAAAAGGCCAUCAGGACAGUUGUUGACAUAUCAGGUGUGUACAAGCCCCGUCGGAAAUACAAACGCCAGCGGGGAGCAGAGGAGCUGCUGGACGAAGAGUCCCGAAUCCAUGCUACACUUCUGGAAUAUGGCAGGAGAUACGGAUUUAGCCGCCAGAGCAAAACAGAGAAGGCCGAGGACAAGAAAUCAGCACUUUCUGCAGGGCUCUCAAUGGCAGAAAAAGCUGAAGCCCACGAGGAAGACGAGCUCCAAGCUGCUGAAGAGCAGCGUAUUCAGUCACUGAUGACCAAGAUGACCGCCAUGGCAACUGAGGAGAGCCGGCUUACCGCAAGCUCCGUAGGCCAGAUCGUGGGCCUGUGCUCCGCUGAGAUCAAGCAGAUAGUGUCUGAGUAUGCUGAGAAGCAAUCUGAGUUAUCUGCCGAAGAUAGUCCAGAAAAAUUAGGAGCUUCUCAGCUACAUCGUCGGAAAAUCAUUUCCUUGAACAAGCAGAUUCUGCAGAAAACCAAACAUCUGGAAGAGCUGCAGGCAAGUCAUGCCAACUUACAAGCCAAAUAUAAUGAAAAAAAGAAAACACUGACAGAGUUGAAAAGUUACAGUGAGAAACUGGACAAAGAACAGGCAGCCCUCGAGAAGAUAGAAUCCAAAGCUGAUCCAAGUAUCCUGCAGAACUUGAGAGCACUUGUAGCCAUGAACGAAAAUCUGAAAAGGCAGGAACAGGAGUUUAAAGCGCAUUGUCGCGAGGAGAUGACACGACUGCAGCAGGAAAUUGAAAACCUGAAAGCUGAGAGAGCACCAGGUGGAGACGAAAAGACCCCCGCCAGUGGAGAGCCGCAUGGUGACCUGACCUCUGUGAUGACCCAUAAUGAAGACCUAGACAGACGGUAUAAUAUGGAGAAAGAGAAACUUUACAAAAUCCGUUUGUUACAGGCUCGACGAAAUCGGGAAAUAGCAAUUUUGCACCGUAAGAUUGAUGAAGUGCCCAGCCGAGCAGAGCUAAUACAGUAUCAGAAGAGAUUUAUUGAACUCUACCGCCAGAUUUCAGCUGUCCACAAAGAAACCAAGCAGUUCUUCACUUUAUAUAAUACCCUGGACGAUAAAAAGGUGUAUUUGGAAAAAGAGAUUAGCCUGCUGAACUCAAUUCAUGAAAACUUCUCACAAGCCAUGGCCUCCCCUACUUCCCGGGACCAGUUUUUACGUCAGAUGGAACAGAUCGUAGAAGGAAUUAAGCAAAGUAGAAUGAAGAUGGAAAAGAAGAAGCAAGAGAACAAAAUGCGAAGAGACCAGUUGAACGACCAGUACUUGGAAUUGUUAGAAAAACAGAGACUGUACUUUAAGACGGUGAAAGAAUUCAAGGAGGAGGGCCGCAAGAACGAGGUGCUGCUGUCCAAGGUCAAAGCCAAGGCUUCCUGAAAAUUCCGGCAAUCAUCAUAUAUCAUUUUUUUCUUUUUACUGCCCAUGUAUCAACUACAAGAUCAUGAAAUGGUUCUGAAAGCUACACUAGAGAGAUACAGAUGUAAUGAUUAAUGAUUUCAGCACCCUGGAUAUUUUCUUUCUCCUAUUUGCUUGCUUCCAUUUUCAUCUCUUGGUUGUUGGUGAUGGAAUCAGACAAUGUAAACACUAAUGGCUUGGAUAACAAGCCCAUCACCGUAUGAAAAACUAUGGGCAGUAUCUGUUCUCUGUGUCAAUCAACUUUCAUUUCUUCAGCAAUGUUGCAUAUAUGAAAAAAAAAAUAUGAAGGUACCUAUAUUUGUAUGAACUCUGAAUAAAGAGGAAUUCCUUUGUUCAGCAAAUAUUCCUUGAGAAGUAAGCACUGAGCGAGAUACAGAGGCGUGUAAAGCACAGACCCCACCCCUCAGGCACCCAGCAAGUGGCCCAUGUAGCAGGUACUGUCCACUUGGCCCCCGAGUUUGGCCAUCUGAGAUUUUUUUAAUAAACAAAACUUUUAGCUGGAUGACCAGCCCAUGUGAAUGUCGGUCACUGGGCCCUUCAUUGCCCAUGUUACCUUUUGCACUUGGCUUCUUGGGUGACAUAGCAACCAGUGUGACAGCUCAGUAUUGUUGGUUUAGUCCUUGUGUGCUACUCGAAUUCAUUUCACCAAAAACUGAAAACCGGCCUCAUACUGAGGACUUGAGUAAGAAUGAACCUUCCCGUGCCCUGAUUCUUAUUUGAGUCAGCCAGCACAUGGAUGAUCUUGUGCAUCCCGUCAUUAAAAUCAUCCUAUGUACGCCGCACUCCAGAGCAGGUCGUGCUCUAACCGAGGCGCUGAGGCGCACACGCCAUCCACUGCAAUCCACAGCAGUGUCUGAUGAGUCUCAGAGUAAAAGACAGUGAGCGGGUAGCACAGGGAGUCAGAGGAGGAAGAGCAGGGAGGUUUGCAGAGAUCUAGGAAGACUUCACAAUGGAGGUAGGAUUCACGCUAGGUCUGAAGGGGCAAUAGAAUUUUAAUAAGCAGGAAGGCCAUUUUGGAUAAAGAAAAGACCAAUAAACAACAUUGUGAUAAAUGGAGAAAAGAUUGAAGUUGUCAAGGAUUUCAUUUUACUUGGAUCCACAAUCAACAGCCAUGGAAGCAGCGGUCAAGAAAUCAAAAGACGCAUUGCAUUGGGUAAAUCUGCUGCAAAGGACCUCUUUAAAGUGUUGAAGAGCAAAGAUGUCACCUUGAAGACUAAGGUGCGCCUGACCCAAGCCAUGGCGUUUUCAGUCACAUCAUAUGCGUGUGAAAGCUGGACAGUGAAUAAGGAAGACUGAAGAAGAAUUGAAGCCUUUGAAUUGUGGUGUUGGCGAAGAAUAUUGAAUAUACCAUGGACUGCCAAAAGAACGAACAAAUCUGUCUUGGAGGAAGUACAACCAGAAUGCUCACUAGAAGCAAGGAUGGCGAGACUAAGUCUCACAUGCUUUGGACAUGCUGUCAGGAGGGAUCAGUCCCUGGAGAAGGACGUCAUGCUUGGUAAAGUAGAGGGUCAGUGAAAGAGAAGAAGACCCUCAAUGAGAUGGAUUGACACAGUGGCUGCAACCGUGGGCUCAAGCAUAACAACGAUUGUGAGGAUGGCACAGGACUGGGCAGUGUUUUUUUCUGUUGUACAUAGGGUCACUGUGAGUCAGAACCGUCUCUGUGGGUCCUGACAACAACAUGCUGAGUUCAUAAGUUCAGGGAGACUGCAGGGCAUGCAUGUGGAGAGAGGAGUAGACGGGUGGCCUCUACAGGAAGCAUUAGAGACCAGUCUGGGACACAACUUUGGAGGACCUUGAAGGGCAAGCUGAGGGGUUGGACUUUAUCCUCUGGAAACAAGCAGCCCAAACCAAACACAGGACUACUCCUGCCUUGCCCCUCAGUCUUGUUCACUAGACCCAUGGUGAGGCGCAUGCCCCCCUCUGACAAAGCUUGCACACAUACCAGUCAGCUGGAUUGGACCACAAAACCAAAACAUAAACGUAUCAGGCAAAUGGGACCUUCAGUGCAGCCACAAGAACAGUGGGUUCUUUUUAGUUCCUUAAUGUAGAUGGUUAAGCAGGGCAGGUAUGUACAGACUUUUUAAAAAAUCCUGUAUCUGAUGUUUAUGCCAGGACCUGGGAGGCGGCCUGAAGGGAACUGGUUGCUCCCAGAGCUGGGUGGAAGCGCAGCACUUGAAACGGCACUCCCUGUUGCCACGCACACUUUUCCUGGGCCAUGUAGACCUCUGCUUUGGCUGGUCCUUGGGUGGUGGUCAUUUGGAGAUUUUGAAAGGGCUUAGUGAAGUGGAAGCAAGUGAUUGGAGGAGUCAGGUGGCAAUUUGAGGAUGAGGGAAGGAGAUGGUAAAUCAUUGGUAAAUCAUUUCAGGUUCAGGGAAACAUUACAUUACCUUGUUGAGAAAGCCAUCAGCCUGCCGCCUAGCUAACUGAACUUUGUCAGCAGUUAAGAGGUUAUUUGAAUAUUUGCCCAGAGGUGGUAGGGAGGCAGUCGGUUGUUCCCUGGGGUUACUGUCAUCCACCUCUUUCUGCUGACGGGAAUUAUGACAGGACUUACCCAAAGCAACCAGUAAUUUAAAGAAAAUUCUAAAAAGUGGAGGGGCGCUGGCUUUGGGUUAUAUUUCUCAAGAGUUCGCUUUGGUUUGGUUUUGGUGUCAGUAGAUAUUUUUUCCCUUGGUGUAAUCCACGAGGCCUAAUACACAUAGUAAAUUAGUUUCCAUUCCUUGAGCAUACUUUGGGUUGUGCUUGGUAGCAUCAGAAGCCCCUCUUAGGAAUUACACAUUUGCUGAGGAGAACACACAGAGGGGAGGCCCCAUGUGAGGGAGAUGCUAUAGUACUGGGCCUUGCAGGCUGAGGAGGUGUUCAGGCCCCUGACGGUUUCAGGAGCUGCCUGGGGCUCCUGCAAGCACCUUGUCUUUCACUGUGCUGCUCAGGAGAAAGAUGCGGCUGUCUGCUUCUGUAAAGAUUACAGCCUUGGAAACCCUACAGGGCAGUUCUGCUCUGUCCUGUAGGGUUGCUAUGAGUGGGAAUUGAUUCGACGACAACAACAGAUUUUGGGUGUUUUGCGCGUAGUGUGGCUUUGUGUUCUGCUAAGCCCACAGGCUUCUCCAGAGUUAAAAUGAAGAGAAAACGUCUCUUGGUGGUUUUUUUAAAUUGGUGCACUUUUUUUUAAAACCAAGGAAGAGUAUGUCCUUCAGAAGGAACCCAGCUUCCCAGGAAGCACUCAGCUCUGCUUUUUCAGAGCAGUGAUGAGCCUCGCUGACAGAGCAGGCUUCCCACGGCUGGCUGCUCAGUGCCCUGGGGUUCUCAGCCAGCAUCCAGGCCAGGGCUCCUCUCCCUCCCACUUGCUUCUUCCAGAGUGCUUCGGGGCUGCUUUGGUUUAAACCAAAAUCAGAGCUGCUGUGAGCAGAUCGAAACUAUCCCCUGGGGUGCCUGGGGGCACACAUGGCGUGUGUCUUGUCUUUGGCACACUCAGUCUCCAGUGGGUGUCGGGUCAGCUAACGUGCCUAGAUGGAGGUGCAGCGUGGUAGAGAACAGUUCCCCAAGUCACACAGGAUGGGUCUGCCCUCUUUAAUAGAGAGGGCACACUUAAUUUUUUCAGGCCUAGCUCUAGUUGGAGUCUGCAGUUUGUGAGUUUACCUUGGUUCUGGCUAGUAGUGCAUAUUUUGUGGAGAACCGGAUCCUUCCACGCGUGUCCACCAAGUCUGGCAGCAGAACUAGAAGGCAGGAGAGUUGGCACACGGGAGGCCUUUCCUAAGCCAAGCUGGGAAACACUUGCUGACGGAUACCAAAGUUCUUGGGACCUCCUGGAGCCUUGAGCAGGGCGUGGAGAUGGCCAUCAGCAGCCUCUUACUGUCCAUCAAGUGCCAGUCCUGUAACCUCAGGGCUGCUGCAGUGAUGGGCCCCCAUCACAUCUACAGUGACCAGAGCAGUCCUGCCUGAAAGGGCACUUUGGACAGUAAGUGGUAGCCUACAAACAGGUGCACCCUAGUUCUGCUGCUUCCAGGUGGCCUUGUCUUGCCUUCUGCUCUGCAGGUGACUGAUGAUAAUUUAAGAGUGAACUGGGCAUUCUAGCAAUUAGUCAUAACAGUUACUUCUGAGCCUGGUUCUCUGUUCUGAAAUGCAAAAGGGUGGAUUGAAACAUCCUUUGAGGAAGAAUACUCUAGGACAUGUUAUGGUUUACUCACGGCCAGUGUUGGCUUUGAGGUAGGAAGGGUCUUCAUGCGAUGCAGUGCGCUGACAGAGCCCAGUAGGAUGAGGUGCUCUCUGCCAGUGCUUGUCGCUGGGGGCCCGCCAGCUCAGUGCCUUGUUGAUGGAGCUUCAGCGUCUCCCAGGUCCCUCUGCCUCCUUUCCCCCAGUUCAGAGCACUCCUUCUUAUAACACACGGCAAUGGGCCGAAAAUGCUGCAUAAAAAGAAUGUCACAAUGGUCUCCCUUCUCACAAUAUAUGUGUCGUGUUAAACGUUGGGGGAUUUCGUAGUCGGUCUGCAGCGUAUUUGACAACUUGGGGAAUACCUGUGUCGACUCCUCCAACUUGCAGAGCUCACUCCUACCUCGUAGCCAUUGCAUUGGCUGUUCCCCCUGCUUAGAACGCUCUUCCCUCAAGACCUUGGGCAGUGGCUUUUCCUGACCACCUAAUGUAUUUACCACCACUAACAAACAGUUGAUGUUGAGUCAACUCCAAUUCAUGGUGAGUGCAUAUGUUUCAGAGUAGAACUAUGCCCCAUAGGGUCUUCAACAACUUGUUUUGUCAGAAAUAGAUUACUAGGCCUUUCUUCUGAGGCAGCUCUGGGUGGACUCGAACUACCAGCCUUUUGGUUAGCAGCCGAACUUGUCAAGUAGUUGCACCACACAGGGACUCAUAUUCAAAUCCACUUAAAGUCUGCCUCCAGCCCUGAUCACGUUCUCCCUUGCCCGUCCUGUCUGCCUUGACGGUGCAUGGCACUGUUUGAACCCCUCCUGGUCCUUGCUAGGCUGUGACCCCCCCCCCCCACCUCCCACCCUAAAGCGUUAGAGCAGUGAAAGCAGGGGCCUGGUUUGUCUUCUUCCCCACGGUCUCCCUAGCACCUGGCUUAGGUAGAUAAUCAGGAAAUUCUGGCUGGAUGAAAUGGCUUCUCUAAAUCACAGCUCUGUAUCCCUGUAUUCGGAAGAGUUAGAGCGAACCUUCCCUCUAAUGCGUGCUUAGCUUGAGAAGAGCUAGACGAUUCUCUUCUGCCACCUUAGAGGGCCUCUCGCCAAGUGUGUUUGUUGUAAUCUAACCUUAGGUCUGGGACGAAAAACGUGAUAGAGGUUUCAAGCCUUUCAAAAGAAUUACCUUUUACAGAUUUUUUUUUCUCCUCGGGUAGAAAAGGAAGAGCACAUGAGUGUCGCCUUAGAUCAGAGGUGUGCAGUAGCUCAGUGUGGUCAUGAGUCUAAAGGUGACUACUGACUGGAAUGGCUGGGCUGCACUAAAGGGAGAAGCGGGCGCCCUGCCAGGACGUGGGGCAGCAGCACUGGUGCAGUGUGGGCGCGAGGCUGAGCCGGCACAGCCUCCCCGGGGCACCUGGACGGUGUCUGUCACAAGCGCAAACGCGCAGACCUGCGAUGAGCCAGCAGUGCUACUUCUCAGACCUUUUCCUGAGUACGGGAGUUUCAUUGCAUCGUUGUUGUAAUAGCAAAAAGUCGAAAACUACCAUCAGUAUAGGGCAAUGAUUGCAUAAACCGGGGCCAAUCUAUACGGUGGACUAUUAUGCAGACAUUUAAAAGAAUGGAGCUGCUCUCUGUGUACUGCCGUGGAAUGAGCUCCAAAAUGCAUGGUUAAGUGGGGGGAAGAGGCUCAUGGUAUACUCGUGUUGUUUAUAAAAAUGGGAAGGGGAUAGAGAAAAUGUGUGUGUGUAUACAUAUAUCUGUACACGUGCACACAUAUACAUGUAUAUCAUACCUAUCUACUUGUAUAUGCCUAGGAUAUCUGGGAGGAUACACAGGAACCUGGCAGCCUCAGUUGCCUCGGGAGAGAAGGGUGGGAGGGAGGAUGUCUUUUCACAGAUACCUUUUGUACCUUUCAAAUUUUGCACCAUGUACAUGUAGUACCUAUUUGGAAAAUAAAUAGUUUGUAAACUUUAAUUUGGUACAGAGCCAAAACAAGUGUUGGUAAGGUUGUGAAGAAAAUGGACACCCUUAUCCAUUGCUGGUGGGAAUGUAAAAUGGUGCAGCCACUGUGGAGAACAGUUUGGCGGUUCAUAAAAAGUUGAACUUAGACUUACCAUGUUCUUAACAAUCCCACCCAAUCCUAGGUAUACAUACUCAGAAGAAGUGAAGGUGGGAACACAAACAAAACCUGUGCUUCAAUGUUCAUUGCAGCACUUUUCAUAGUAGCCAAAAUGUCCAACAGAUGAGUGGAUACACAAAAUACGGCAUAUGCAUACAGUGGGAUGUCAUGCGGCUGUAAAGAGAAAUGAAGUUCUGAUGUAAUGCCACAACGUGGAUGAAACUCGAAAACAUGCUGAGCGAAAUCGGUCAGUCGCAAAGGGACAAAUACUGUAUGAUCUCACGUAUUUGGCAUAAGCAAAUAUAUAGAAAGCAAAGAUUAUUAAUGGUCAGCAAGGAUGGGAGGGAGGGGAAAAGGGGAAGUUUUUGCUUGGGGUCAUGGAGUUAAUGGUGGAAUGUUUUGGGAAAGGUUAGUGAUAACAGUGGUACAACAUGAAAAAUGUGAUCAAUGGCAUUGAAUUGUAAAUUUGGAAGCUGUGUUGGCAGAUGUUUUGUGUCUAUAUUUUCACCACGAUUAAAAAAAAAAGGAAGAUAGAAAAUUCUGGUACAAUAAAUCUGCUUCCUUAAGGAAGAUAAAGAGUUUGA